AUGUUGCAAUCAGUUGGACUGAGGAUUGUCAGAAGGCCUUCAAUAGAAUCAAGGAAAUACCUAUCGAUGCCACUAGUUUUGGUUCCGCCAGAGCCAGGUAGACCCUUGUUACUCUACCUUGCAGUAUUAGAUGGAUCUUUCGGCUGCAUUCUGGGGCAGCAUGACGAGACAGGGAGAAAAGAGCAGGCUAUCUAUUAUCUGAGUAACAAGUUCACUCCAUAUGAGGCACGAUACUCUCUGCUAGAACGUACUUGUUGCGUUCUAACCUGGGUAGCUCAGAAGCUGAGACACUACUUCUGUACCUACACAACAUACCUCAUAUCAAGGAUGGAUCCCUUGAAGUAUAUCAUUCACAAUCUGGCUAAGUGGCAAAUCCUGCUGGGUGAGUUCGACAUCGUCUGUGUGACUCUGAAAGCGGUUAAAGUACAAGCCUUGGAAGAUCAUCUUGCCGAUAAUCCUGUGGGAAGAGAAUACGAACCCUUCAAAACGUAUUUUACCAAAGAAGAAGUGUUGUUCAUAGGAGAAUACAUUGCUAAAUCCUAUGACGGCUGGAGGAUGUUCUUUAACGGAGCAGCAAAUUUCAAAGGAGCCGGCGUUGGAGCUGUCUUAGUAUCGGAAACCAAUCAACAUUAUCCGUGGCAUGAGAAACUGUUAUUUGUCUUAUUGGGAUACUGCACCACAGUUCGCACAUCAACCGGGGCAACUCUCUACUUGCUGGUUUAUGGCACAGAAGUUGUUAUUCCUGCCGAGGUAGAGAUUCCUUCCUUGAGAAUCAUACAAGAAUCUAAGCUCAGCGAUUCAGAGUGGAUGAGGAGCCAUUAUGAGAAACUAGUUCUCAUAGACGGUAAAAGGAUGAAUGCAAAACUGGGGCAGAAUUUUGAGGAGGACCCUCAAAUUCCGAAGCAAGUUCAGCCGAUCACACCAUGUACAGCAGUCAGAGAUGCCAAUCCAUCUAAUAGGGUAGAAUUUUGA
Nicotiana attenuata is the source of this 972-nucleotide messenger RNA. RefSeq lists its product as uncharacterized. The record is from RefSeq and is a predicted model, not a curated record. The coding region runs from base 1 to 972 and encodes 323 amino acids. Lineage: Eukaryota; Viridiplantae; Streptophyta; Magnoliopsida; Solanales; Solanaceae. The transcript is spliced from 3 exons.